Caenorhabditis elegans is the source of this 2321-nucleotide messenger RNA. It is a transcript of the gene pals-37, whose product is annotated as Protein containing ALS2cr12 (ALS2CR12) signature. Bases 58 to 2262 code for a protein of 734 amino acids. Gene Ontology annotation, biological process: positive regulation of cytokinesis. Gene Ontology annotation, cellular component: centrosome; spindle pole; microtubule. Lineage: Eukaryota; Metazoa; Nematoda; Chromadorea; Rhabditida; Rhabditidae. The transcript is spliced from 15 exons. The record is from RefSeq and is marked reviewed.
AGGAAGCAUCUUCCACAAAUCGGCUGAACAGCAAAUCUAUUUUCUUUGAAAGUUGCCAUGUCGGGACCACGCAAACUAGAUGCUGCACCAAACCAACAGCAAGGCUACUCCAACAUUCAGCAAAAUUAUCCGAAAUGCGACAAUAUAGGCCAAACAAUAGAUACAAUUCUGGAAAAUGUGAAAAUUUUAUCGAAUCCUCAAUUGUCUCAUGAAUUUUCGUCCCAGUUUUCUAAAUUGAGAAGCAAUUAUAACUUACUCAAUGAUCAAGUUCAAGAUCUCCGUCGUUACAAACUUAGUGAACAUCAAGAUAAACUUCUUACGAAUAUUGAUGUAACAAUCGGAAAGGCUUUGCAUGUUUGCUCAACAAUCGGGAAUAUUCAACAGACCGAUAACUUCGAAUAUCUAUGGGCAAACCUAGAUGGAUUAAAAUCGGAAUUUGAUAGUUCAGUUGAUCAGUUCGGAAUUCAAACCAAUCGCCCAAAUGAAAGAAGUAGGACAAAUUCAAAUGAAAGACAGUCAACAGCCAACAUUCCGCCGCCUCAGAAUCAGUCAGUAUUGAACAUUAAUCAAUUCAAGCUAACUGUGUGUGAUAUCAACAGUUUAUUCCAACAAAUUACACUCCUUCCGAAGUCUCAAGAAUGGGAAACAAGCUCGACGUUGAAGGAAAUCUUCUAUAAAUUUGAAACAUUGGUUUCAAUCUAUGAUAAUACUCAGUGGCACACUGCCAGUUUGGGGCCUCAGUACUGCACUGUUUUUAAAACAUUUUUAACUGACAUGAACAAUUUUUUAAACAAGCUUGAAAGCAAAAGAAGCGUUCAUGAAAAGUAUACCAAAGUCAAGAAAAAUGAAUUCAAUACAAUCAUUGAAACACUUGACAAAAGCAUUAAAAAACUAAUGCCAACGGAACACGGAUUGCAUCGACCUCCUGAAUAUCAAGUUCCGAGCGCUUCUUCUUCAAAUUCUGGAUAUUUUCCCUCAUUCAGCUUUAAUAGCUUAAAUUUCGUUAGUGGUAUAUAUAAUAAUUGGAGAGAUAAUAGUGGAUCAAACAAAAAAGCUCAAGAGGAUAGUGCCGAGUUAGCCAGAUGGGAGGAAGAAAAUCGGCGAUUUGAAAAACAAAAGAAUGAAGCAAGAGAAAAAAGAAAAAGAGAAGAAGAACAAGAAGAACGCCAGUUUAAGGAAUCUCUGAAACUACUAGAUGAGUCUAGAAGGGAGAAAGAGAGGAAAUUACAGGAACUUCUUUUGCGUCAAAAAGAAGAGGCAGAAGAGGAAGCUUUGAGAAGAUUAGCAAACGAUAGUGAAAUAGAACAAAAACUGGAGAAGAUAAGAUAUGAAAAUGAACAGAAAGCACUUCAGAAUGAUCAUGAGAAUAGCAUACAGUUGCAAUUGCUCAAAGACGGCGGACAAAAAGAACGGCAAGAAAUUGAGGAUCGGAGAAUAAAAGAAAAAAAUGAGCAUGAAAAGAGAAUUAAGGAACAAGACAAUCAGUUCAUUGAGAAUCAACGCCAGCACGAGAUUGAAGAAAAUGAAAGAAAAAUGGAGUUCGAGCGUAAACAAACUGAACACGAAGAAAAACUUCAACAAAUGUACGAACAAUUCGAACGAGAUCGUGAAGAAAUGCAGAGACAACAUCAAGAAAGAGCUGAUAAGAUGAAACAACAAUGGGAACAAAUAAUGAUGAUGAUUAAGCACAAGAUGUGGAAUGAUAUCAUUGAACGUAAUUGGACUAAUCGAUUGAAUGUUCUUAGAUCAGCAAAUAAAAAGGUUGCCGAGUUAUUCAAUAGAUUUUUCACUGAGAUAUCAAUUAUUCAACGAGAGAUUGAAAAAUCGGAGGACAUUUCUAUGGAAAGAAAACGCGUUUCAAUUGUUUUGAAUACACUCACAAAUUCUUUGAAACAAGAAAAAGAACUGAUGACUGAAGAAAUGAAAAAUCUCCAAAUUCAGUAUGACAACACAGGAAAAUCAUUUGUUUGGAAAAUUAAAGAAUCCGUUGAAAUAGUUGCAUAUGAGUGUGGAAUUUUCGAGAAUGUGUUGAGAGAAUAUUCCAAUAAAAUCCAACAGAAAACCUUAACUUCAUUUGAUCAUGAUUCUAUCACAAAAACCAUCAAGUGGCAGUUCGAUAAUCUGUCAAAAUUCUCGAGAAACAUUCCUACACUGGCUGAAUUGAAGCAGAACUAUAGCAGUGAUAUGCAAAAUAAUACGAGCAGUGAUGUGAGAGAAGAAGGCAUUCCAACUCAAUCAGUGAUUAUCGAAGAAGUUGAAUAACAUAUUGAAUGUUUUUUGAAUGUAUACUGAAAUUUUUAUGAAUAAAUUUUUAAGAAUAA